UGGACACUGGUGCCAACACCCAUGUCACGUCUGAUUAUUCUCAGCUACAAUCUCCUCAUCAAUACACCGGUACUGAUGCUAUUACCGUAGGCAAUGGUCAAUCCCUACCCAUCACACACUCUGGCUCAGGUUUUGUCCAUACUCCUAAUGGUAAAUACCACCUUUCUACUCUUCAUUAUGUCCCUUCCCUUACCUCCAAUCUAUUGUUUGUCCAUCGAUUUACCAAAGAUAACAACUGCACCCUUGUUUUCAAUGCCAAUGAUUUCCAGAUAGUGGACAAUCCUACCAACCAGGGUAUGUAAGAAGGGGUUUAUGUGCGGAAGAGCCCUUGGAGGGCACAUGAGAGCUCAUGGCAUUGGAGAUGAGAGUGCCAUCAUGGACGACGAGGACGACGAAGAACAGGCUAGCGAUUGGGAAGAACAUAAUAACAGUAAGAUUAACGAAGGCGGGGGCGGUAGCGAUCCCCAGAGGACGAGCAUCAAGAGGAUGUACCAGUUGAGAGCGAACCCUAAUCGCCUCAAGAGCGUUAGGGUUUGUGAGAAUUGCGGGAAGGAGUUCUUCUCGUGGAAGUCCUUCCUCGAGCACGGCAAGUGCAGCUCCGACGACGCCGAGUCGCCGGCGUCGUCACGCCAGGGAUCGGAGGAGGAGGACGACGAUUUCGGGCGGUGUGGCGGCCAGGGAUGGUCGAAGAGGAAGAGAUCCCUCAGAGCUAAAGUUGGUGGUAGUGGCGGCGGCGGCUUUGAUGGUGCCACCGCUGCGGCUCAGUUUAGCGAAGAGGAAGACAUCCUCCUCGCCAGAUGCCUCAUUGACUUGGCCAAUGCCAGGGUGGACAACAACAACAACAUCGACAACAACAACAACAACAAGAAUAUUAAUAAUAAUAAUUCUAUGGUUUCCGAGCAGGAGGCGGAGUCAAGUGCCGCCUCCGUGGAGGAGAGGCGAUACAUGCCCCCGCCACCAACGUUUGUGGCUCCGCUCGCCAGUCGGCCGCGAUUCCCUAUGCCGGUUCAAGUAGUAGACAAGGCCAAAGGCAUAACUUCCUCCUCCUCUUCUUCCCCUUCCAAAGGUCUCUUUGAAUGCAAAGCGUGCAAGAAAGUUUUCACGUCGCAUCAAGCCCUAGGUGGUCACCGGGCGAGCCACAAGAAGGUUAAAGGGUGCUACGCCGCCAAGCAGGACCAUCUAGACAAUGACGGCGACGACGAUCUAACCGCCGCCGCCGCGCACGACGAGUACUCCCCUUCCUCCAACAGAUCCUCCUCCUCCUACCACCACCUCGAGAGCGGCGGUGCCGCCGCGGGAGCUUCCAGAAGGAAGCCCCGGGACCACGAAUGCUCCAUCUGCCACCGGGUCUUUUCGACCGGGCAGGCAUUGGGAGGUCACAAGAGAUGCCACUGGAUCACAACGUCUAAUUCUUAUUCCCACGCGGCGGCCGCCGUCCCGAAGUUCCAUUUCCCGGGGAGGAGGACGCCAGCCGAGGGCUCGGCACUCGACCUCAACCUCCCCGCGAACGGGGACGACAUGUCGGCCGAAAUAAGGCGGGACCCUCGAAACCCGUUGAGCUUCGAGGUGUCCACGGACGUCCGGAUGCUCACGAUGUGGAGCCAGCCGGACGACAACAACGACUACUACAACAACGACAACUACGGCGAUGACAACAUCAACAAGGCUGUCGUUGUUGCAGAUGUUGUGGCUGCCGCCGCGGCCGGAGGCGGCCACGGCGGCAUAAGUGCUAAAAAUGAGGAAGGGGAGGGUAAAAAGGUGGAAAUAGAAAAGCUGAGUGAGAUGAAGCAGAUGAGUAGCGUUAAGGGCAAUGAUUCGCCGUGGUUACAGGUUGGAAUUGGUUCCACGACUGAGAUUUACAAAAAAAAAGAAAAGAAAGAACAAAUCUCCCUGUGGGAGACAAUGGAGGAACACAAGUGUAAGCUUUGGUGGAGGAAAUUCGCAAGUUCCCCGGAGGAAGACGGCGCUUACUGCUUGAUGAUGUUGUCCAGAGACAAAUGGAGCGGCGGCGGCGGCGAGGAGGGGUUGGAGAACUCCGGGGAUUCCGGCGAAGAGGCUGUGGCUGACAAGAAAGGUGCCAAGAGAAAGAGGAAAUACUACACAUGCGGUGGGAGUUGCAGAAGGGUGUUUAGGUCUUAUCAGGCACUUGGGGGGCACAGAGCAAGUCACAAGAAGUUGAUGUUCAAAGGGGCGGCGGCGGCAGCCGCCGCGGAGGUGGUGGAGGAAAAUGCCGGGGAGGAUGAGAAAACCCAUGAAUGCCCUUUCUGCUACAGAGUGUUUUCUUCAGGGCAAGCCUUGGGUGGGCACAAGAGAUCUCAUCUCACUGCACCACUACCACCACCUUAAUUAUUAAUCCUUCAAUUUCCUUUCCCCAUCAAAACUACUUUAACUUCAUUAGAGAGUUAGUUACAACACUAUUUCAAACUAACAAUGAAAUUUUGUUAGUGGU
Cuscuta campestris is the source of this 2449-nucleotide messenger RNA. The record is from the annotation of a GenBank genome assembly. Lineage: Eukaryota; Viridiplantae; Streptophyta; Magnoliopsida; Solanales; Convolvulaceae.